This is a messenger RNA of Candoia aspera, 1725 nucleotides long. RefSeq names its product sterile alpha motif domain containing 7 (gene SAMD7). Bases 1 to 1725 code for a protein of 574 amino acids. The transcript is spliced from 10 exons. Gene Ontology annotation, molecular function: histone binding; chromatin binding. The record is from RefSeq and is a predicted model, not a curated record. Gene Ontology annotation, biological process: negative regulation of DNA-templated transcription. Gene Ontology annotation, cellular component: nucleus. NCBI's taxonomy places the organism in Eukaryota, Metazoa, Chordata, Lepidosauria, Squamata, Candoiidae.
AUGACUCCUCAAGAUCACAUGAGAAAAAUAAUAAUCCUUGGGAAGCAGAGAAGUUUGGAAGAUGGGACCUUUUGCCAAAUAGGAAGUGGCAUUACACCAGCUGAACUGAGGCAGCAGCAAGAGAUCCUAGUGAGGAACCAGAUCAUGGCAGGAAAUCCACCACUAAUGGGCCAGCAGGGAAUCCAGGCAAUUCCUUCACAGUUGGACUCUCGGUUUGUGGAAAGAGGUUUGUUACCUUCAUCUGAGAUCUUGGCACCAGCUGAUCUCAGGCAGAUUCAUGUGCCUUCCUCUCCUGGACCUCCUGUCUCACAACAUGCCAACAUCCCAAACUUAUUAUCCAGUUGUGUUUCCCAAGGACCAGGAUAUAGUUUUCUUCAAUCCGAAUCAAUGGAAGCUGUAACCAAAAGACAAGAAUUGGUUCAGAAACAAAAUAUUGCCAGGAUGGAAAUGAAUGCCAUUUUUCAACAAAAAGAACUCGAAAAAGCUCACAGAAAAAGGCUUCUAAAACUCAGAGGCUUUUUCCCUUAUCCCGAUGUCCCAGCUGGCUCUGUUGGUUUUCAAGAAAGACCCUACAUUCCUGAAGGCCACCUCUCCAAUGGCCUGUACGUUCAUCAGACUACCCUCAAUGAACUUCAGAGGAAUGCCGUGCUAAUGGCCACUAGCUCCUAUCCACCUCUCACCACGCUGCAACAACCACCGGAAUGGGGCCGUCGACCAAGCAGAAGAGCUGGGGUCCGCAAAGCUGCUCAUUGCCAUGUCAGUCAUGGGAAGGGCCAGCUGGAGGACAGGGGCUUGGAUCCUGCCUCAGGGACUGUCGGUGAAGAAAAAGAGGAUAGAAAGGAAAGCGAGGUAGAGAUGCCAAGCAAGCCUGCUGCAGCAGAUGCAGAACAUGAAGUCCAUGUGGAGCCAUCGGCUGCUGUCACCAAAAAUGGGAAGGAACGUGAGCAUGGCUUGAGAAAGAACUCCUGUAACCACAAAAUGCCCAGCGAAGCAAGUGGCAGCCACAAUGGAGAUGAGAAAGACCCCCACAAUGCUUGCCUAGCCUUUAACAAAAAGCAUGCAAAUCCAUCAAAACCCACAUUCUCUGCUCUAACAAGCAGCUUCUCCAUACUCAAUAAUCCUCCGUUAUCUUUGGCCACUUCCAAAGUAAUUCUCAAUGGGGAAGAAAUUUCAUCUGCUGAAGAUAUUCGCAAAUGGACUGUUGAAGAUGUAUAUAGUUUUAUCAACAGUCUCCCAGGGUGUUCUGACUAUGCUCAGGUAUUUAAAGAUCACGUCAUUGAUGGAGAAACCUUACCACUGCUUACAGAAGAACAUCUUUUAGACAUGAUGGGGUUAAAACUUGGGCCUGCUUUAAAGAUUCAGUCACAGGUGUCCCAGUGCCUGAGAAAUGUGUUCUACAUGAUGAAUAUUCCACUGACCACGUCCAUCCCAUCCACAACUGGCAUGUCUUCUGAUCCUUUCCAUGAUGCCGCAUCCCGCCUUCCUUGUAAUGGUACUCAUGCCAUUCUGGCCAGCCCUUGCGCUCAGGAUCCUGAAACUUUAAAAACAGUUGAGCGAGUUUUGAGAGCCCAUCAAAGCAAAACAAAGUUGAAAGUGGGCAUGCUUAGAAAGGACACUGGGUAUAUCCAGAGAUAUGGGAAUACUCCUUCUAUGGACACAGAUUGCAGUGAGAAGCGCAGGAAGAUGCCAAGAGAAGGAGAAUUGCCAUUAAAAGUAGUCACUUGA